Molecule: messenger RNA, 8042 nt
Organism: Sus scrofa (pig)
Lineage: Eukaryota; Metazoa; Chordata; Mammalia; Artiodactyla; Suidae
Gene: TBCK
Product: TBC1 domain containing kinase
Biological process (GO): activation of GTPase activity; protein phosphorylation
Cellular component (GO): nucleus
Molecular function (GO): ATP binding; GTPase activator activity; protein kinase activity
Source: RefSeq, a predicted model, not a curated record
GUGGCCCUCGUCCUGUGCGCAGCCACAUCACACUCCCCGUCGCUCAUUCCUCCAGCCAAUAACGCCAACCCUUCUGCACCUCUUCCUCGAUCGCUAUAUUUCGUCGCCAGGUUGGGCAAGAGGCAAGACGCCGGACGUCGGGGUCUUUCCUUAGAGUGCCCUCGCGGAGGCUGUGAGGUCAGAGGAAACGGCCUGGAAGAGCUGGGGCUUGGGCGAGACCUAGGAGCCGUCACCGGAAAGCGCCAGGCUCGCGUUCCUGGCCAGAUUCCGAGCUGGCAACUCUGGCUGAUUUAGCUCGUGGGCAAAGGGCAAUCUCUGAGCUCCCGACAUCCAGAAGCAGUGUCUUCUGUAGUAGCACCUUAAAUGCGGAGCCCGGUGCCCUAAGCGAUUAGCGGCAACACCAGCCACAGCGACAGCGCUGGGGCCCUGUGUAGAAGCUCCAUCCCCUUGUCUUUGGUCAGCCUGCGUCCCCAAACCCAGAGAUUACCUUGGAAGAUCUAAGACUCUGAAAAUGUUUCCCUUGAAGGAUGCUGAAAUGGGUGCCUUUACCUUCUUUGCCUCAGCUCUGCCACAUGAUGUUUGCGGAAGCAACGGGCUUCCUCUCACACCAAAUUCCAUCAAAAUUUUAGGGCGCUUUCAAAUCCUUAAGACCAUCACCCACCCCAGACUGUGCCAGUAUGUGGAUAUUUCUAGGGGAAAGCAUGAGAGAUUGGUGGUGGUGGCUGAGCACUGUGAGCAGAGUCUAGAAGACUUGCUUCGAGAAAGGAAGCCUGUGAGCUAUCCAAAAGUUUUGUGCAUAGCGUUUGAGGUACUUCAGGGCUUGCAGUAUAUGAACAAGCAUGGUAUAGUACACCGGGCACUGUCUCCUCAUAAUAUCCUUUUGGAUCGAAAGGGACAUGUUAAAUUGGCUAAAUUUGGACUUUAUCACAUGACAGCUUAUGGUGAUGAUGUAGAUUUUCCAAUUGGGUAUCCAUCAUACUUGGCACCUGAGGUAAUUGCACAAGGAAUUUUCAAAACCAGUGAUCAUGUGCCAAGUGAAAAACCAUUGCCUUCUGGCCCCAAAUCAGAUGUCUGGUCUCUUGGAAUCAUUUUAUUUGAGCUUUGUGUGGGAAGAAAAUUAUUUCAGAGUUUGGAUAUUUCUGAAAGACUAAAAUUUUUGCUUACAUUGGACUGUGUGGAUGAUACUAUAAUAGUUCUGGCUGAAGAGCAUGGUUGUCUGGACAUUAUAAAGGAGCUUCCUGAAAAUGUGACACAUCUUUUGAAGAAGUGCCUCACCUUCCAUCCUUCCAAGAGGCCAACCCCAGACGAAUUGAUGCAGGACAAGGUGUUCAGUGAAGUGUCGCCCUUAUAUACUCCCUUUACGAAACCUGCCAGCCUGUUUUCAUCUUCUCUGAGGUGUGCUGAUUUAACUCUGCCUGAGGACAUAAGUCAGUUGUGUAAAGAUAUAAACAGUGAUUACUUGGCAGAAAGAUCUAUUGAAGAAGUAUAUUACCUUUGGUGCUUAGCUGGAGGUGACUUGGAAAAAGAGCUUAUGAACAAGGAAAUCAUUCGAUCCAAACCACCUAUUUGCACACUCCCCAAUUUUCUCUUUGAAGAUGGGGAAAGCUUUGGACAAGGUCGAGAUCGAAGUUCACUAUUAGAUGAUACCACCGUGACGUUGUCAUUAUGCCAGCUAAGAAAUAGAUUAAAAGAUGUUGGUGGAGAAGCAUUUUACCCACUACUUGAAGAUGAUCAGUCUAAUUUACCUCAUUCAAACAGCAAUAAUGAGCUGUCUGCAGCUGCUACUCUCCCUUUAAUCAUCCGAGAGAGGGACACAGAAUACCAACUAAACAGAAUCAUUCUCUUUGACAGGCUGCUAAAGGCUUAUCCUUAUAAAAAAAAUCAAAUCUGGAAAGAAGCAAGAGUUGACAUUCCUCCUCUUAUGAGAGGUUUAACCUGGGCUGCUCUUCUGGGAGUUGAGGGGGCUAUUCAUGCCAAAUAUGAUGCGAUUGACAAAGAUACUCCAAUUCCUACAGAUAGACAAAUUGAAGUGGAUAUUCCUCGUUGUCAUCAGUAUGAUGAACUGCUAUCAUCACCAGAAGGUCAUGCAAAAUUUAGACGUGUAUUAAAAGCCUGGGUGGUCUCCCAUCCAGAUCUUGUGUAUUGGCAAGGUCUUGACUCACUUUGUGCUCCAUUCCUAUAUUUAAAUUUCAAUAAUGAAGCCUUGGCUUAUGCAUGCAUGUCUGCUUUUAUCCCCAAAUACCUGUAUAACUUCUUCUUGAAAGACAACUCACAUGUAAUACAAGAGUACCUGACUGUGUUCUCUCAGAUGAUUGCCUUCCAUGAUCCAGAACUAAGCAAUCACCUCAAUGAGAUUGGAUUUAUUCCAGAUCUUUAUGCCAUCCCUUGGUUUCUCACCAUGUUUACUCAUGUAUUUCCACUGCACAAAAUUUUCCACCUCUGGGAUACUUUACUACUUGGGAAUUCCUCCUUUCCAUUCUGUAUUGGUGUAGCGAUUCUUCAGCAGCUGCGUGACCGGCUUUUGGCUAAUGGCUUUAAUGAGUGUAUUCUUCUCUUCUCUGAUUUACCAGAAAUAGACAUUGAACGCUGUGUGCGAGAAUCAAUCAACCUGUUUUGUUGGACUCCUAAAAGUGCUACUUACAGACAGCAUGCUCAACCUCCAAAGUCAGCUUCUGAUAGCAGCGGAGUCAGAAGUUCAACACCUUAUUUCUCCACUGAGUGUCCAGAUCCUCCCAAAACAGAUCUGUCAAGAGAAUCCAUUCCAUUAAAUGACCUAAAGUCAGAAGUAUCACCCCGGAUUUCAGCAGAAGACCUGAUUGAUUUGUGUGAGCUUACAGUGACAGGCCACUUCAAAACACCCACCAAGAAGACCAAGUCCAGUAAACCAAAGCUCCUGGUAGUUGACAUCCGAAAUAGUGAAGAUUUUAUUCGAGGUCAUAUUUCUGGCAGCAUCAACAUUCCAUUCAUCACUGCAUUCACUGCAGAAGGGGAGCUUACCCAGGGCCCUUACACUGCCAUGCUCCAGAGCUUCAGAGGAAAGGUCAUUGUCAUUGUGGGGCAUGUGGCAAAGCACACAGCAGAGUUUGCAGCUCAUCUUGUGAAGAUGAAAUAUCCAAGAAUCUGUAUUCUAGAUGGUGGUAUUAAUAAGAUCAAGCCAACAGGCCUCCUCACUGUCCCAUCUCCUCAGAUAUGAAGGACAAGAGUAUGGCUGACAAAAGGACAAAGUGGCAUCACCCCGGCAGCACAGCUCUUCACAGCCUUGCCACUCUAAGACAAAACUAGACUUCCAGGUUAUUGCAUUUCCAUAAAGUUUUGUCAUGAGACAUUUUUUUUUUAAAUCUCAUGAUCCAAAUGUUCAGCUAUCCAGGCAACAAACUUGACAGUACAUGUAUUGCUGAAAGAAUUUUCUUAACAGUGAAAUCCGAUCAUGUAUUUUCACCACACCAACACAAAGCCAGAAGAAUUCAGCUGACGAGGUAGAUUUAGCAUUAUCAAGAAAUCUCAGUUGCACUGAAAAAGCUGUUUUCCAUUGCACUGAACAGAGAGUCUCAACAAAGGUAUUCCUUACAAAUAUAUACUGAAUGCGGGCUGAGAUCAUCCUUCCAUGAUAAUGAAAAGUGAAAAGCUAUUCACAAUACAUUCCUUCUGAGUAAAUGCCACAUUGACAACUCCUUUUUGACUCAGACAUGUGUGUGUGUGUGUGUGUUUGUGUGUGCGCGCGCGCGCACGCGUGUGUGUUUAAAGGGAGAAGAAUUUAGCUCAUUGGAGAAAGUAAUAAUAGUUUACCUCCAGAAAAAUGAAAGAAACCAUUCAUAUUAUAAGUUAUGUAUUCAUUUCCUAUAGCCAAGAAACCCAGAAUAAGAGUGACUUCAACUAGAUGUUUAUGUCUUUCUCACAUAAAUGUCUGCAAGGUCACUACGGGGCUAGUAUGUUGGUUUCAUAAUGAUUGAGAACUCAGGUGUCUUUUCUUAUUCCUUUACCAUCCUCAACACCUGGUUUCUAGCUCAUGGAGCAAGAUGACCACUCUCCUCCCACCAUUACAUCUCCAAUUUAGAAGGAAGGGGAUAAAGGAGGAGAGGGGGAAGAAGAGAAAAGGAGAAAAGAGUGAGGAAGGAAGGAGAAAAGAAGGAGAGAAGGGAGGGCAUGCUCCUUCUCUUUAAGGGCACAAACCUUAAGGUGCACAUAUUGCUUCUGCUACAUACCAUUGGCCAGAAUUUAGACAUGUGGCCACAACUAGCUCUCAGGGAAACCUGGAGUACAGUUUUGGCCACGCAACCAUCUACCCAGUAAAAACUGUUCUUACUGUGUGGGAAGAGGGGAACACACUGAAGGACAGCUGGCAGCCUCUGUCACAUUCUGCUAAACAUUAAGUAUUGGAGUUCCCUGGUGGCCUAGUGGUUAAGGACUGGGUGUUGUCACUGCUGUGGAUUGAGUUACUACUGUGGCUCAAGUUUGACCCCUGGCCCAGGAACUCCUGCAUGCCUCAGGCACAGCCAAAAAUAAUAAUAAUAAUUUUAAAAAAUUUUAAGUAAGUGUUUCAUUGAAUCUAAGGUACAUUACAUUUUUAGGUGCCAUGAAGAAAAAAAUGCAGUGAAAUAAACUGUGACAUACUGUCAAUUAUAUGACUAAUUUCCACUUCAGAAAUGUGAAAAAUAUGCAUUUUAGAAUUAUUAAGAUACAAUAUAUCUUUUUGACUAUCUUCAGUUUUGUUUUAACUAAAACAUAUUCUUUUAUCUUUAACUUAUAUUCCUUUUCAGUGUUAGGGCUGCCUGUGUAGAACAUUUCAAUGACAGCCUCAAUUUAACUUUCUGGACUCUGGUUUUAUUAUUGCUGGUUGUGAGGGGGGGGCAUCUUUUUAUUGAGAUAUAAUUUACAUACCAUAAAAUUCACCCCUUUAAAAUGUGCAAUUCAUGUUUUUUAGUAGAUUCACAAAAUUGUGCAAUCAUUCCUAACUUCCAAACAUUUUCAAAGCCCAAAAAAGAAAUCCUGUACCAAUUAUCAGUAUUACCCAUUGAUUCUUCCCAAGAUCUUUAAUUUCUGAAUACAGAGUGACAUAAAUAUCCAGCUUCAUUCUUGCAUGUGGAUAUCAAGUUGUCCCAGUGGCCAUGUUAUUUUGUUUGUUUUGUUCAAUGAAAUUACAUUGAGUCAAUUACCAAAUACAUUUUGGAUACCUACUGUGUAUAAGACACUGACAUACUCAAUGGUCAUAUUAUUCUGUGAUUUUUAUGUAAUAUACAAAGAAAAAUGUGAAAAUUAAUGAGAAAAGAAAAUUUGCCAUAAUUUCUCUAGCAUCAUUUUUGGGCUAUUAUCUACCCAGGUUAGGAAAAUAAGUACUCCCAUCCUUCCCUUCAGUCUUUGAUGACUUAUUUGACCCCAUAAUCAUAGUGCAGCACUGAUGGUCACUUGGAAGGAAUGGUUCUGAGUCUUAAUUUUUGCCUUACUGAGAAAGCAGAGAAAGCUGGGGUGGCAGGGUGGUGGCUAAGAUUUGAACUGGAUGGGGAGGAAGGUAGCGAGAGAGGUUAAAGACCUGAGUGUUAUGAGGAGAGCUGGUGAGAAGACAGUGGUAGGCAGCCUCCGUCACAAUUUUGCAUUUGGUCCUUCUUAAAACUUGAUACUUUUAGGCUUUUUUUGAAAAAAAAAAGAUUUUUAAGCAUUUAAAUUAUUAAUAAUAUUUACUCUUCUCAAUAGUAAAACAAGAAAGAGCAUACAAUCACUGCCAUGUUUAUGAUGUAGGGCGUGUUCUUUGAUGACAGGUGGUUUCAGUAAUGUUGACCUCAACAACUACUCAUUGAAUUAAACCUAUAUAACCCAUGAUUUGUAGAGGUCCUUUUGUAAUGUAUUAUUGACUCCUGCACUGUCGUUAUUAGCACUGUUUUGUUUCACUAGCAAUCUCUUCCUUCUUCCUUGAAUUCCCUUAUUACCUCCACCAGCCCCAUACACACACACACACACACACACACACACACACACACACACACACACGCAUGCAUUUGUAAAUGCUUCAUAAUCCAGCACUAGUAGCAUAUCCUCCAGUCUCCUCUGACUUCCCUGUAUUCGCUGAGGCUAUAUUAAGAACCUCAAAUCUAUCAAAGCAUUCCAUUCAUACUUCUAACAAUAGACUUACUACACCAUUUUGCAAUCAUCCGUUCACAUGUGGAACCUUGUUUAAAAUAUGAGCUCCUUUAAAGUCAGAGGCCGUAAUUUAAACCUCUUGUUAUCUUUGGCAACACAGUACACUGGAGAUGCAUGAUAAAUGUAAAAUUACAUUGAAUACUUAGCUUACGAAUUUUAGAAUCUAUAUGAAUAGAAAAAAUUGAAACAACCAGGUAAUUUUUUUCAAGUGUCAAACUUAUCUGGUACUUGAUGAUAUAUAAACAAAUUGAGGAGUUCCCAUUGUGGCUCAGUUAAGAACCCAAUAUCGUGUCCAUGAGGAUGUGGGUUCCAUCCCUGGCCUUGCUUAGUGGAUUAAGGAUUUGGCAUUGCCACAAGUACAGUGUAGGUCACAGAUGCAGCUCAGAUCUGGUGUUGCUGUGGUGUAGCCCCCAAUUCAACCUCUAGCCCUGGAACUUCCAUAUGCCACAGGUGCAGCCCUUAAAAAGAAAAAAAAAAAGAAGAAAAGAAAUAUAUAGAUCGAAAUAUCAGUUCACUGAGUGAAGAAAGGAUCUCUAAUAGGCUUCUACCCAACUCUAAAAUUCUGUAAUCCUAGAAACUGGAACAGAUAACUUCUAACAACAGAAUAAGCUAAGCUAGUUUAUUCCCUUUCCAAAACAUAGAAAUGUUAAAUUUGGAGAGAAUAUUAAAAAUAUCUAAAAAUUAACAUAGUUUGAAAGAAAUAAACAGAAAUUCCUUGAUAGCAGCUAUGAAGAGGAACUGAAACACUGUUAGUUCUGUGGGAUAUCAGCAAUCAACACAGGCUCUAGAAACUGUGGUUUUAACAUGUGCGUAGGGAUAGAAGCCUUUGGUUUGCUGGUAGGGCGUUGGUAUUAAGACUACUUUACCAAGUGACAAUUUCAAAGAAGUCUUCACUCAUGAGAUUACUAGAAAUAACUUCAUACCAAAUCAGGGAAGCUGUAGGAGAGAUGUUCAUGGCCUUGUGUUUUGAGUGAAGAAAGAUAGAUCUCCUGUGCUAGACAGAUGGAGGACAGCCUUCAAUGGAAAGGCUAGAGGAAAUCUCCAAAUUAGAACAGACUGUAGGGCAUGUGCUCAUCUGACUAUUUACAAAUGAGAACAAUGAAUUAUAUCAAACUUUUGGAAAGCAUAGUUGAUGCCAGGUACUUACUUCUUCAACUCCUCUGUUUCCUCCUCCAAAUAGUUGUCAAAAAAUACUGCUUUAGAGAUUAAUAUCAAAAGUGUGGUACAGCCUUUCAAAAGGGUCUAAGGCAAUAGUCUCAUCUGGUGAAAUCUACUAUUUGUGGAGAAGACUGCUGCCUUGCCUGCCAUAGCAUUGUGGAUGUUUUAAUCUAUCAGUCGUAAAUAAUUACCUCAUUGGUAUACCUGCUGGCUCUUCAUAUGCCUGUUGUUAACCAAAUAAUGUAUUUUUCUUCAUAAGUAAGCCAAAAGUGGAAGCAAAACAGUAAUAUUAUGAUAGAUUUUUCUAUUGAAGUGCUCAGUUCAUGUGUACUAUUUCUAAUAAUAUUAGAUAAAACUGGACAGUUUUAUCUCACACCAGUUCUAUGUCAUUUAAUGUUAGAAAUAGUUCACAUUAUUAAGAAGCUAUUUUAAAACAGCUAUUUUUUUUGAAAAGUUGCAUGUAUUUAUAUCUUUUCUGGGUAAUUUUCUUGUUAAUGUCUUAUGAUAGAUGCUUGUCACAUGAAGACUAAACUUGGAUCUUUGGCAUAUUCCAUAUUCUAUAGAUAGAUUGUGAUAUUUGUAGCUCGUACUAGUGACUUUCAGGCCUAAUGUCUCCACUUGGAUUAACAUUCUUUGAUAUCCUUUCUCAUCUCUUUCAGAGACUCACUUUAGUUUGCAUUGUCUUUAGCAUUUCAAUAAUACCGUUCUGUUCUACUGCUCAUGGUGACCAAUAAACAGUGUAUGGAUGGGUA